Molecule: messenger RNA, 4487 nt
Organism: Colossoma macropomum (tambaqui)
Lineage: Eukaryota; Metazoa; Chordata; Actinopteri; Characiformes; Serrasalmidae
Gene: cyb561d1
Product: cytochrome b561 domain-containing protein 1
Exons: 3
Coding region: 444-1142 (232 amino acids)
Biological process (GO): respiratory electron transport chain
Cellular component (GO): membrane
Molecular function (GO): transmembrane monodehydroascorbate reductase activity
Source: RefSeq, a predicted model, not a curated record
GUGGGUUUGAAAUGUGUGUUUGUUUCCAUCCGGGAGGCGAAUUUCAGCCUCGCGGUUUCAGCGGGAGGGUCAGAACUGCGUGCCUGCGGUGCUUUAAUGUACCGGAAUACGUAACGCAGCGUUACUCGCCGUGAACGGGCGACGCGUCUGGGAUAUAACGUUAGUUAAUAUGUGGUUCAUUUCGCCGCGGGAGGCGACUGUGGAGCUCAGAUAGGAGCAACCGGUUUAACAUGUAGCUACAACUUCCAUCUCCGCCCCCGGCAGAGCGAGGUCUCCGUUCAGGCUCGGAUAAACGCGGCGUUCGCGGUGUGUGGACUGUGUGUAACCCGGGACACAUUAAUGACUACAGCAGGGAAACGCGGCCAGGGCGAGGCGUGCGGUCUGCAGCAGGAAUGGGCCGCGAAUUCGGCUUUAUCCUGAGAUAAAGAGGAGACGAGGAGAAGAUGCGCUCGGACGUGGAGUACAGCCCGGUCGGGGAGGGACUGGGCAUGCGCGAGUAUUGGCUGUACGCGUGCCUGCGCAAGGUGGCCGUCGUGGGCGCGCACGCGGUCGCGCUCGGCUUCACCGUGCUCGUGUCCGCGCUGGCAAGACCCGGGACGAGUCUCUUUUCUUGGCACCCUCUCUGCAUGUCACUUGGGUUCUGUCUCUGCAUGACGGAGGGGAUCCUGCUGUUUUCGGCCGACGGCUCCCCGUUCUGCUUCAAGUCCCGCAAAGGGAAGAUCCGUGUGCACUGGAUCCUGCAGGCUCUGAUGCUGCUGUCCGCCGCCACCGGCCUGGGCUUCAUGGUGGCCAGUAAGAACGUGUCGGGGCGCCCCCACCUGGCCUCGUGGCACAGCAUACUGGGUGUAGCCACUCUGGCGGCCACAGCGCUGCAGGCGAUCUGUGGCGUGUGCCUGCUUUUCCCCAAACUCCUCGGCAUCUCGUCCGUGCCGCGCCUGCGCCUCUACCACGCCACCUGUGGCCUGGUGGCCUACCUGCUGGCCACCAUCACAGUCGUGGCGGCCAUGUUUACGGACUGGUUCCAGGCCGCGGUGAAAGGAGCGACGUGGUACGGCUUCCUGCUGCUGCCGCUGUUCCCCGCGCUGGUGGUGAUGAACCAAAUCACAAACUCCUUCCUGCCUAAGAAGAAGCUCACGACGUGAAGCAGAGUCACAACACAAACUGCCCCAUUUAGACUCUCAUUCAUUUACACACGUAACAUCGGCAGCACUGUGGGCGGCAUUUGUGGCCUAAUAUUGAUAUACAUCGGCCAUCAAAAGUUUGGGAACAUCUAGCUGUUCAAAAUUCAAAUGAGCACAUACUGCAUAAAUAGUCAUGUGUAAAAGUUUGGGCGCCCCUGGCCAAUUCACUUUCACUGGUAUUCACUUAUUUUCAGUUAGAAAAUCAACAGAAUGUGUAGUUUUAUCAGGGGUGUUCAAACUUUCGCAUAUAACACACACACACUGAUUUACGGUGACACACUGAUGUGGGAAUUGUGGGUUGAAGGUAAUAUCAUUCAUGUACAAAUCUGCUGAUGCUGAUACAUAAACAUUUUUAGACACUGCAUUUAUUUACUAUUAUUGUAAAUAUAAUAUAUAAGAUAUUAAAUUUGUUUCUAUACAAUAACAAAUGCAUUGACAUGAAUAAGAUGCAGAUAUUUAAGCGCAGUAGCCCAGCAUCCCCUAAACAUGCUGGUCUUCCAAAGUGUAAACAAAAUCAUCUAACAUUGGAUUGAAAUAUCGGUCAAGUCUCAACGUCUGUCCGAUGUCGUUUCUUACCGAUAUCGAUAUGAUUCCAAUAUUAUCCAAAAUUAACCACUACUAUUGUGAAUCCUUUACGAUUUCGUUGUCAGUUUGCAAUAAGCAGGUUAAUUUAGAGGACAGUAAUGUAAACAGUAAAUAGUCAUGCAAAAAUAUCCAUAUGCAAAAGUUUUGGCGCCCCUGGUCAAAUAACGCUUGGUUGAUUUUCUGAGCAUAAAUAAGUGAACACAUCCUCUACAGCGACCACACUACUGCACGUUUUAAUACACAGUUACUGUUUAUUUGCUGAAUUUGGGGGGAAAAAAUGUAAAAAUCAAAUGCAAAAGUUAUGGCACACGUUGCCAACAGAUUCACCAUUGCAGAUAAACAGAAAUUGUGCUCUAAAAUCAGCAGAAAAAUGCCACAGAGUCAUGUGUCAGUCAGUCUUCUCUGUAGAGGACGUGUUAAAUUUCAAUUCGGAAAUCAUUAAAACGUGUAAUUUGAUGACGUGUUCAAAACUUUCACAUAAGUGCUUUUAACAAUAGUUUGGAAACAACAACUGUCCAGUCAUUAUUUAGGAAACCUGCUCUUCCCAACAAGGAAGAGACUUUGUUGAACAUGAAGGUGAAGAUAAAUAUACCCAUCACGUAGAGCUGUUCUGUAAAUAAAACUCAAACAGUACUCAAAAAAAUUCGAAGUAGGCCACGUUUCCCCAAACUUUUGAUGGGCAGUGUAUGUUCCCUGUGAAGACGUGACUGCACAUUUCAUCAUGACUUACUUCUGUACUUACUGCUUAAAGACAUGCUACUUCAGCUGAUUUGGGUUUGUGUGAUGCGCUUGGAGUGUAAAACAAUGCAGCUGUCUAGAUGAUUUGUGCUCUGCAGUGCAGAUGAGCUGCCCUGUGUCUGUGUUUUUGAGCUUCCUAAUCAGUCGUUUAUCUGUUUUAUCCUCUGGCCUGUUCUCAUUAGCGCUGAUGGAAAUGGUACUCAUUUAAGGAGAGACACUACAGGUGAACAGGGUCAUCACAGCACAGUGAAGCGUUUUUUUUUUAUUUUUUUUAUUGGAAGUUUUCCAAAAAUGAUUUUCAGAUAUACAGAUCAGGCAUUAUCUACUUAAAUAUGCAUACGUUUGCAUAUUUUGAAAAAUGUUAAAUUUAAAUGUGAAAUAUUUUUAAAAACAAAAAUCUAGUUUUGGACUAAAAUAAAAAAAAUCUGUAAAAUGUAAUUAAAAAAAUGUAAUUAAAUUGUUUAUAUUUCAGAUCAUUUUGUAUAUAGAUAAUCUGGUAACACUUCAGCUUUGGGGGGGCGUUAAAAUGCCCUUAUAGCACUUAUUAAGCCAUAAGUCGUUGUAAUUAACUGGCAGCUUAUUAAUACACAGUUAAGCAUUUCAAGAGCACUCGUAAUGCUCUUGUUAAGCCUUAUUGACACAUAAUGCUAAAUAAUGUAGUAAUAAUCAGCCAGUUAACUACCAACCACUGGUUUGUUAAAGCUUAAUAUGUGCAUUAUAAGGGCAUUAUAAUAUCCCCUAUUCUGGAGCAUUACACAUAAUCAGCCAUAAAUGCAGCUAUGAGCAAUAUAUUACAUAAUCUUCAUAUUAUUCUCCAGAACAGUGGUAGGAAUUUACACAAACGUUCAAGAAUGCAGGUAAUUUAUAACCUGAACGUAAAGAAAAACUGAUUUUGAAAAAAAUUAUUUUAAGAAUACGCAGUGAGAUCUCAGAAAACACACCACGUAUGGAGAUGUUGUUAUUACUACAAAGGGAACAGACAUAUUUAGAUAUUCUCUAGAUUCUACACAAAACAAGCUUUUCAGUGAUAUGUGACUUGACGUGGUUGUGCUAGUGUGGGCGGAGCUAAACCAUUACCUUCCAAAAGGUAGGAACUUUAAAGUUAGUGAGCAGGAAUUUACACAACACAGCAAAAUAAAUGUACUUCAGCUGAGUUGUGACAUUUUAUGAUUACAGUUUAGGACGCUGUAGAUCUCUUCUUAUCCAAAAACGGUUGUUUCUGCCUGUGGUGUCUCGCCUUAAAGCGCACUUUACAGCGGCAGGAAUCCCUGAUUGCCACAGAGGAGCAAUAACCUCUAUAUGCUUUAUUCGGUCAGGGUUUAUGGGCUGUUUAUAAACUAUGGAUUGAUGCUUGUUUAAAGCUACUCUAUGUAAUAUUUGGGGAUUUGGAGACCUCUCUGGUGAAAAUGUGAAACUGCACAUGAUAUGUGGAGGAAUAUCUGAUAACAUGGGUUGUGCUUUGGACCCCAACAGGCAGUGAAUGUGAUAUCUGUGAGCACAUUGAAAGCAUUCAAAGAGAACUCAGUCAAACUUGGUGAAGGAUGUGUUUUCUGAGGAUGUGAGUGAAUUACCCACUAUCGUCAUCAGACCUUCAUCAGUAUAAUGUUCAUUUUGAGCCUAUACAGGUGACGUGGUUUGCGAAAUCUCACCCGACGCCUCUGAGCAUUAAAGCUCACUGAAAUUUUAUCCUAAAUGUCAUGUAAUGUAAGUCCUCUGAGUCUCUGUGGGAUGUAAGGGAUGUAUUGUUAACUGGACACGGUACCUGACCUGACAGACACUAUUUUUAAAGCCAUUUUUCAGCUUUUUUCUUCAGUUUAUCAUAUUUAUUUAGCAGGUCGUCUCAGUUGGGCUGAGUUUUACAUUACUGACUACGUUACUGUGUUGACAUGGCAUUUAUUUUGUUGCAUAUUUCUUGUAUCCUUAUUUAUAUCAUGUCCAGUUUUUUUCCUGAGAUUAUUCCUGGAUUAAAAAGGAUUUCCAGUG